This is a messenger RNA of Adelges cooleyi (spruce gall adelgid), 4570 nucleotides long. RefSeq names its product protein wings apart-like (gene wapl). The transcript is spliced from 13 exons. The coding region runs from base 378 to 3539 and encodes 1053 amino acids. The record is from RefSeq and is a predicted model, not a curated record. Gene Ontology annotation, biological process: regulation of chromosome condensation. NCBI's taxonomy places the organism in Eukaryota, Metazoa, Arthropoda, Insecta, Hemiptera, Adelgidae.
GUAUGUGUGUGUAUUGUAUUAUGUGUGUGUAUGCGACUGUGUUUUGUUUACAAUUAGUCAAUCGGUGAUAUAUAUUAUAUAUAUUUUUUUCACUUCAUGCAAUAUCAAAAUAUGUUUAUGCGGUUGCUUUUAGACUUUUAGUGAAUCGCUGUUCGUAUUCCGGUUUUAAUGUCAAGUAAAAACAAUAGUUGUCGACGGUCCGAAACGCGUUCCUACGCACUACCGAUGUGAAAUCUUCGAAACCCAACAUUUUUUCACUCUAAUUUAAAGCCUGUUGAAAUAUGCACAAAUAAAGGAGUGAACACAUUAUUAUUAUAUUUCUGGUAAAAGUAUCAGAUGCGUCCAAGGUUCGAUCGUGCCUGUUAACGAGAUAUACCAUGCAGAGUACUGCAAAAGGUCCUAGGUCUUAUAUGAAGUCCUAUGGUCGGGCCAAGUACUCCAACAAUCCAAACAGUGUAGUACAAACGGCCAUUAACUUUGAUAAGUUAUUAUGUGAAAAUACCAACAAGCCAACAGCUGCUAAAUCAGCUGGCACUGUUGGCAAAUGGGGUGUUACUUCGUUUACUUCGAUCAGAAGUACUAACUUUGUUACAGGAAAAUCUGAAGAGACGUCUGGUUCUCGCUUCAGCGUUGGCAAGAAAAGGCAACACCAAGAAGCUAGUCCUGUUCCAAAAAUUAGUGUACCUGAACCCGCUGUGAAUGUGGUACGACCUAAGAAGUUUUUCAAAAGUCGUAAUGCCGAUUCAAACAGGCCUGGCAAGUAUCCAGGGUCUGAGGCUACGAAAAAAAGUAAAUUGAUUGUGCAGAAAACUCCUGAAUCAUCCCCUGAAAAAGAAGACAGAAUUCCAGAAGGAAACGAGUUGUCGUUUACAUCACUGACACCUGUCAAAGAUCCGAGUAAACCGCCAAUCGUACUUAGAAUAUUUAAGGGUAAAUCUCAAUUGGUCACCGAACCACCCAAUGACGCUCAGAAACCAUUGCAAGCCAUCGAAGUGCCUGAAAGUAAUCAAGUGACGCCCACGAUAACUACCAGGAGUCUCCGCAGACGGAAUCCACAGACUACGUAUGCCGAGCCUGAUCCAGACGAAGUGGAAGAAUCUCCUACGGUGGUUGAAAUUCCUAAAAAAAGACGACAAGACAGGCCCAAAAACACAGUUCCCGCCUUAAAGAUCAAUAUAUCUAAUAACACGAUUAUAAAUAGUAAUCAAGAAAAAACUGUAGAAGAUAAGGUCGAGGUAAAACAGAUAGAAGUCGCGGAAACAAUCGACAUAAGUGAAGAUGACAACGAGAAAGUGAUUGACAAAUCAAAACUAGAGCAAUUGGAAAAUGAUCGAAAUCACUUGCUAGCUGUAUUGGAAGGCAGCGAUGAUUCAUUGUCCAGUCCUAAACCUGAUGUCGAAUCGGUUGAACCCGUAGUUAGUAAACCGGAUGAAAAUGACGAUUUACUUAAACAACUUGAAGAACACAUUAAAUCCGAUACAGAGUCAAAAAGUAAAAGCACGACAAAAGUUAAAGAAGAUAUUGGCGCAUUCUCAGAGAUUUCUUCGUCUUCAAAGAACAAAGGAAUUUUUGUAGAAACCGAACCAAUUAAACUUGAUGACGAAGAAGUUGUCGAACCAAUGGAAGUAGAACAAGCUGAAACGUUUGUUCCAGCAGCCAAAAAGAGCAUUUUCAAGUCGAGAAACGAAAGAAAUAAAAAAGGCAUGUUCCUUUACAAACACUCUUGGGUUGACAAAGAUAAAAAAGUUGAUGAUGAGAAAAAAGACGAAUGCGCUCCGAGCACGAGUCCAAAUGAUAAUUUCGAAGAGAAACCAUUGCAACGGAUAACUAAGACUGCCGACGAUGUGUUUGAUGAAGAUUUCGAUUCGGUUACUAGUGUCAAAUGCAAACGAAAGGAAAAAAGAUUUUAUACAGUCGUUCGUAAUGUUAAAAAAGCACAUCAAAUUCAAGAAUCAGGAGAGUUUCAAGAAUUCAACGAUGAUGUUGAGUAUAUCCUGGACGCGUUACAACCGAAUAAUCCUGUUGGAACUAGAUGUUUAUCGGCCAUUACGUUAGCGACAAAAUGCAUGACGCCAGCAUUCAGAAUGCACGUGAAAGCACACGGUACAGUCGCAAAAAUAUUUCGAGCGUUGCAAGAUGCCACCAAAGAUCAAAGUUUGGGAAUGUGUACAGCUACAGUCAUGUUCGUAUUGAGCCAAGAUCGUCUGAACAUGGAUUUGGACAGAGACUGUCUCGAGUUGAUGUUGAACUUAUUAGAGAGUGACACUAGCCACGAUCAGGCGUUGGACGAUUGUGGUUUGACGGAUCAUCAGUUGCAAAAGACGCGUGAACGGGUUAUACAACUGUGUUCAGAAAUCAAAUCGCAAGGCGCCGCAAAGUACUUAAACACGGACAACAUAACUGUGGGACAAUUAGCUAUGGAGACGUUGUUGAGCUUGACAAGCGCUCGAGCCGGGGAAUGGUUCAAAGAAGAAAUGAGACAGCUUGGGGGACUCGAUCACAUUGUACGGACGGUUGUCCAGUGUUGCGCGCAAGUCGACUCAAUGACGAACAUUUGGUCUCCUACCCUGCUCGAACGCAUCAAGAAAGUCGAUCGUUGUCUGAGGAUAUUAGAAAAUGUAACGAUUCAAAACGAAGAAAACAAUGUGUAUUUAUUGAACUUUGAAAAUGGUAUUUUAAUGAACACAUUGAUAAGAAUGUUUAAAGUUUGCGAUUAUGAAAUUCCGCUGUACCCAAGUUAUAACGAAAACGACAAAGAAUCGGUCGGAGGCAUUCUACGAGAGUGUCUUAUUGCAAAUUUAAAAGUUCUUAUUAAUUUUUCACACGACACUAAUCAAAAAACUAAUGGAUCUAAAAUUGGAUCAAAGGACGGAGUGAUCGAUACCACUUUGCAUGUUCUACUCAAAGUACCCGAGUAUGUUCCGCACGACGAAAAGUUUGACAUUAUGUUUUUAACUUUGACGUUGUUAAUUAACCUGGCCGAGAAAAACACUGACAAUCGACGGCUCAUCGUUGAAGCUAAAUCUCUUUCCAAAGGGGACGGUGUUGUUAUUGACGAUAAGUCAAGGUCGUUUGCGAUCGAAGCUCUAGUGAAAAUGUUCUUCCAACAAGAAGAGUUAGCCAAGACUGAGGAAAAAAAGACUGAUGAAAUAUUAGACGGCGAAAACAAACAAACGGAAAAACCAGCUAAAGACGCUCCACUCAAGGCUCACAAAGAAUACAUCGAAGAGACUAUAGCGCUACUUGUCGAGAAAGCCGGACAGAACAUGCAACAUACCAUGAUAUCGUCUUAUAUUGCCAUACUAUUGGGUUACAUCACAAUGGACGACAAUAAUUCUCUAGAACUUGUAUGCAAACAACUACCCGACGGUCGGUUUGCAGCGAUGUUGGCCGUUUUGGAUAAAUACUUAAAUUUCAUGAAGCUCACUGCUGCGCCUGGUACCAAAGGUAUUAAGUCGGUGGAGAUGAUCAUCAAGCAUUUGACCAAAUGCGAUAAAGUCCAAGCGGAAAUCCUAGGAUUGCCCGGGACGUCUACGUAAUAUUUAUUAUAUUAAUUUUUUUAAUCGUAAGACAAAUUUUAUAACUAUUAAAACUAAUUUAUGUAAUAUAUUAAUUUUUUUUUUAAAUAUAAAAGAGUCUUGAGAUGAUCAUAUUAAUUGUACAUAUUAUAUUCAUAUAUAUAUAUAUAUAUUUUUUUAUUUUUAUUUUUAACAUACAAAAUAGUAUUAAUUUAUUUCUUGAAUGUACUUCUGUUGUUUGGUCGUCUCCAUGCCGAAUACUUGUAUUUAAUCCACAAGAUUGAAUUAAUUCUUAGAUGUUUUCCUAUUGAACGUUAUCAUUAUACAUAAAAAUAAUAAUACAAAUUAAUUAGACAUCUCAUCGAAUGGUCUUGUUACAAUUGUUCUGUACACGUUGUAAUGAUAUUUUAAUUUUUAAUUUCGCUUAAUAAUAGUUACAUUUUUAGAAUUUUUCCACACAGUCGAUUCAUCUUGAUGAGUCUUAAUUUUAACUUAAUUAAUUUCUUUGAAAUUAUAUUCCUCCUAACAACAAGUUGUUUUUAAAUGUAAUUCAAUCAAACAUUAAUUUUAUUUUAAAAUGUUUUUUUUUUCGAUCUCUGGUUUUUCACUAAAUGUUUAUAAUAAUAAUCGUUCUGCAUAGAAAAGUACUGUUCGAUUUUUUUGUCCUAUUUUUAUUAUUAUGGAUUAUAAUUAUUAAGUAAAUAAGUUUAAUGUACGUGAAUUUGUGUUUAUGAAAACUCGCUGCACAAUAACGGAAUAAUGUUGUCAACGAUGUAGUCAUCGUAAUAGGUAUACGCUGUGUGUACUCACUUCUGGGUAUAAGUUAAUUGUUGUGUUACUACAACGCCAAAUAACAUUUACAUUUUCUUUUUUAUUCUUUACGAUAUUUCAAUGUGUAAGUCUCGACAAGUUUUUCUAUGUUAUGAAUUAUAAUUUGAUAACGAGAAACUCGUCCGAGUAACCUUUAUGUUUUUAUUUUAUAUGUUUUGUCUUUAACAUUAUUAUAUUGUGGUUAGCCCGUGAAUUAAAUUAUGCUCUUUUUGUUUUGUUUU